AUGGAGCGGCCCUGGCGAGAUCUGCCCGGGGGAGACCGGCACGGGCGACGACGGCUAGGUAAUCCGGCGACGCAGGCCGCCGCCGCCGCCCUGCAGCGAGCGCCGCCGCUCCCCUCCCGCCCCCGCUCGCUGCGCCGCACGCAGUGGCCGCCGCCGCCCCCUCCCACCCUCGCUCUCGCUGCGCCGCACGCAGUGGCCGCCGCCGCCCCCUCCCGCCCCCGCUCUCGCUGCGCCGCACGCAGUGGCCGCCGCCGCCCCCUCCCGCCCCCACUCUGCUCCGCCGCCCGGUCCCCCGUCCUCCCCAACCUCUCGUCCCGACCGACGGCGCGGGUGGUGCACGGGCCCGGCGGUGGUGCGGCCCGGCUGGAGCUGGGGUCCCUUUCCUCGGCGGCGAGCGGGGGUACGGAGCGGCGCUCAUCUGCGAGCAGGGGGCGGCGCGGCUAG
Lolium perenne is the source of this 444-nucleotide messenger RNA. The record is from RefSeq and is a predicted model, not a curated record. NCBI's taxonomy places the organism in Eukaryota, Viridiplantae, Streptophyta, Magnoliopsida, Poales, Poaceae.